Rhinocladiella mackenziei CBS 650.93 is the source of this 1485-nucleotide messenger RNA. RefSeq lists its product as uncharacterized. Gene Ontology annotation, molecular function: GTPase activator activity. Gene Ontology annotation, biological process: positive regulation of autophagy; negative regulation of TORC1 signaling. The record is from RefSeq and is a predicted model, not a curated record. NCBI's taxonomy places the organism in Eukaryota, Fungi, Ascomycota, Eurotiomycetes, Chaetothyriales, Herpotrichiellaceae. Gene Ontology annotation, cellular component: vacuolar membrane; GATOR1 complex. The transcript is spliced from 2 exons. Bases 1 to 1485 code for a protein of 494 amino acids.
AUGUCUAUCAAAGCCAUUUUCUACAGUAAAUUCGAUCCUCAUGAGGGUCCCAAGAUCGUUCAUCAAGUGCCCGAAGACUCAGUCUUGACCACAACCGAUCUGCCUGCAUCAAAUGGCAUUGUUUCAUCGACUCCCCUCCUUUCAUUUUCGACAAUAUCGCGCUUUGUCAUUCCACGUCAAUCACUCUGUGGAAACCUGAUUUCACUCUCGCCACCGCCUCUCACGCCGAGCAUGCCUCCGACGCUCGUUCUGUCCCAUCCAAUAUGCAUAACAUCGGAUCAUUACCCACGCAACCAAUUCAUCUUCAAUUUCGCCCUGGUCCUGGGCGAACCUUCGACGAUUGAUGUGGCAUCUUAUAAGUCGGUGGUGAAGAAAUUGGCACAUCUGAUGCGAAGCCUUGAAGAACAAUCCAGAUUUUUGAGUGACGACACGGCAGCACCGAACUCGGGGAAAAUUUACAGUCUCUGCGAAAUGCUGAUGGAGGACUUGAACAACUAUUGUGAAUGCAUGAUACCCAUUGACGAAUUCAAUACGUUGAAUAUCAAGCUGUUUCCGACAUUACCAAACCCAGCAAGUGUGAAGCCAUGGCACGUACCAUUGUUUACGGUCCGAAUUGAAACCAUGGUGGACGAGAAUUGGGACUUGACCAUGCUCCGGAUAAUUCCAUACAUCAACGGUGUUAACAGCGUCAAGAGGAUCGCCGCUCUGGCAGACGCCGAUCUGAAACUCACCAAGAAAUGUGUCAAGCAUUUGUUAUAUUACGGAUGUGUGUUGUUGCUCGAUAUAUUUAGCUUCCAUGCAAUCUACGCGCCGACGGCGGAGUUCGCCAAUGUGAUUGCCAAAGACAUCGACAUGCAGAGGGAAUGCGCAAGGUAUGUGAAUACGGCAUUCGCACCCAGCGCACAAGAAGAAGCCAUCAUUGACGGCAGCACUGAACGAAGAACAAGCGGAUUGACCUCGGUGAAUGUUCACGAUGACGAUAUCUGGCCAGUCACCGGCAAAGGCGAUCCGGUCGAUGGAGUCGGAAUCGUACAGCUUUUCGCAAGUUUAAGGCAGGGCCUUACGGUUCGGGAAUGGUACGUGCAGAAUGCCAAUAUGCUCGCCAACAUCGACAUGCGAAGAUUUGUGACGUUUGGGGUCAUCAAGGGAUUUCUCUACCGCGUGCACCGAUAUGCUAUCCGUACUCAAAAGGCAACGGGGCUCCAUAAUCAGCACAAUACGGAAGACACGCAAUAUCUGACGCGGAGCAUGUCCAGUGAACGGCAUUUUUCCGAGGAACCUUCACGGCGAAAUAUGAAACAUAAUAGCCACGCCAAUGGCAAGAACGGUGAGUAUGGCCAUGACCUGAAUGCAAGGAUUGCGGAGUUUUUGGAUGGAACACAUUGUUUUGAUGAGAUCUGCACGGAGCUGGAGAUCAGCGAGAAGGAGUUGACGGAGAGACUGAAGAGUCGGGACAUGGGAGAGGUGGUCAUCAUCUGUCGAUAA